UCUGCUGAACGCAGCCAAGGCUUUUGACAUUUUGCCCUCAGUGAUUUCCAUCCUGUGUCUCACAUUUGGCGGCAAUUCGUAUGUUUCAUCGUUAGUCUUGAUCAACCUUGAUAGUUGUGGCACGUGUUUCUAAAUAUUUUCAAUUUUAUUAUUUUAAAUGUUUCGACAGUUUCAUUUUUCGAAACAUCGAAUUCUAAGAUCUAGUCAUUAAAUCUUUUUUAAAAACCUUGCGGUACAACGAUGGAUGACCCUAUUCAUAAUAUUCCAAAUACGAUUGAUUUUACGAGCCAAAGUUACUCACCUAUGUCUUCAGCUACACUGAUUGCUGGAGUAAAAUUUAAUAAUUCCCCGUUAGAAGAAAAAAAAAAAGUGCCAAAAAGACGUAGUAAAGCUGAGUUUAAAAAGAAAGAGCUUGUGGAUGAAAAAUAUAAUGAGGAACUUCAUGAGCAAAGAUACAAGCGAUUGAUGCAUUUAUUGAACAAAAGUAAAUUUUAUUCAUCCUAUCUGAUAAAUAAAAUUGAAGAUGAUAAAAAUAAAAAAGAAAGGACUAUCAGAAAGAGGGUUAAGAAUCUUCCUAUCAAUGAUGAAAAUGUAUCACCAGUAAAAAAAAGAAUAAUAAAGGCUGAUAUAGAAAAAUAUAAUAUACAAGAAUAUAUAUCUGCAGAGAUCAAGCAGCAAGUGCAAGCUACAAAGGAAAAGAAAAAUCUAAGUGUAAAAGAGAUAGAAGAAGUAUUGUCCAUAGAUUCUGAUGUUGCCACAGAUCCAAAAAUCACUGUUAAUAGCAGUGUUGAACCCGAAUAUUUUUGUGGUAAUUUACAUGAUUACCAAAAAGCAGGUUUAGAAUGGUUAAAGUUGCUCAAUGAUAAAGGUUUGAGUGGAAUCUUAGCUGAUGAAAUGGGACUUGGGAAAACGAUACAAGUUAUUGCCUUAAUAUGCUAUCUUAUGGAGAAGAGACAAUCAGGACCUUUCUUGAUAAUUGCACCUCUUUCCACUAUGCCAAAUUGGCUAGUAGAAUUUGAAAGAUUUGCUCCGACCAUACCAGUUAUUUUGUUCCAUGGCACACCAGAUGAAAGAAAAGCUAUAUGUACAAAGAUUAGACAUAAAUAUUUUGUCACAAAUGAUUACAGCACACAGCCCGUUGUAAUUACUACAUAUGAAGUACCAUUGCAAGAAGUUAGAUUCCUACAAUCUCAAAAAUGGAGAUAUAUUAUAAUAGAUGAAGGGCAUCGAAUAAAAAAUUACAACUGUAAACUAAUCAAUGUCCUAAAAACAAUACAAUCUAUGAAUAGACUGAUAUUAACUGGCACUCCUCUUCAGAACAAUUUAUCUGAAUUAUGGUCUCUUUUGAAUUUUCUAUUGCCAGAAAUUUUUGAUGAUCUUACUGUGUUCGAGUCAUGGUUCGAUGUCAAAGAAUUACAGCAUCAGCAUGGCGCUGAAAAACUUUUGAAACAGGAAGAAGAGAAACGUAUAUUAUUGUCAUUACGCGAAAUUUUAAAACCAUUCAUGUUAAGACGAAUCAAAACAGACGUUUGUCUAGAAAUUCCUCCUAAGAAAGAGUUGAUUGUUUAUGCACCACUCACGGAAUUGCAACAUGACUUGUACAAGGCAGUAUUAAAUUAUGAUUUAGAAAUGCUGAGUAAAAUCGAGAAACCGGAUACAAUUAUACAAACUGUAAAUGGUGAAAAACCAAAAAGGAAGUGUUUUUUAAGAAGUAAAUACGGAUCUGUGGGAGAUAAAUCUGAAAAUAAAGUACUGAAUACUUCGCAAGAAAUAAAAAAUAAUGCUAUCGAUGAAUGGAAAACAAUGACAUCUGUGGAACGAAAAAACUUGUCAAGAUGGAAACAGUAUACAGAUGUUACAGAACGUAAUAAAAAUUUUUUGGUCAGAAUCCAAUUUCAACAAAGAAUUCCAAUGUAUAAAAAGAUUGUAAAUCAUCCAUAUUUGAUUCACUGCCCAUUGGAUUCAACCGGUUUACCAAAAAUCGACGAUGAUUUGAUUAGAUCUUCUGGUAAACUUUUAGUACUGGAUGCUAUGCUGGCAAAACUUAAAAUACAGGGUCACAAAAUUUUAUUAUUUUCGACAAUGACUAUGAUCUUAGAUAUGAUUGAAGAUUAUCUCUUAUUACGAAAUUAUAAUUAUGUAAGAUUAGAUGGCCGAACUCAAAUUGAUAUAAGAAAAAAUAUUAAUGAUUUUAACAACAAUCCGAAUAUGUUCCUGUUCCUGAUAUCAACUAGAGCUGGUGGAGUGGGCUUAAACUUGGCGAGUGCGGAUACUGUUAUUAUAUAUGACAGUGAUUGGAAUCCACAAGCAGAUAUACAAGCUAUGGCUCGAUGUCAUAGGAUAGGACAAACAAAACCCGUGGUUAUCUAUAGAUUGUGUACUAGAGGAACAAUUGAUGAAGUGAUUAUCAAGCGAUCUGAAGCCAAACGCAUUUUGGAAAAAAUGGUUAUCUCAAAAGAAUUGCAAUGUUUUAAUAAAGAUGUUUUAUUGAAUCUGAAACAGCUAAUGGAAUCCAGGGAUUACAAAGUUGUUACAUCUAGAAAAGAGGUAAAUUCGUAUUUUUUUACAGAGGCGGAGCUGAACAAAUUAUUAGAUAGAAGCGACUUGAUAAUUAACAAACAAUGAGAUAAUUCUCAAAAAUGUAUGAUAUGAAUUAUUUAUACAAAAUUUAGUAAAUAUGUAUUGGACAACUUUUUAAUAUAUACAAUUGAAGUAAUAUAACAUGAAUAAUGGUUAUUUAU
Molecule: messenger RNA, 2741 nt
Organism: Pogonomyrmex barbatus (red harvester ant)
Lineage: Eukaryota; Metazoa; Arthropoda; Insecta; Hymenoptera; Formicidae
Product: lymphoid-specific helicase
Biological process (GO): negative regulation of gene expression via chromosomal CpG island methylation; pericentric heterochromatin formation; DNA methylation-dependent constitutive heterochromatin formation
Cellular component (GO): nucleus; pericentric heterochromatin
Molecular function (GO): ATP binding; chromatin binding
Source: RefSeq, a predicted model, not a curated record